UUCUGUGAAAACAAGGGUUGUAAGGGAAUGAGAGGGAAGACAAUGAAGAAAAACCGACCGGGAGAAAACCCCAGUCCCAAGCGUUUUCCUGAGAACUGACGGGUGUUUUGUGGCUGAGUGAUUCCGUCGGAGGCGGAGGAGGGAGCAAGCCUGCCCGCUCCUCGGGGGACUUCCCGGGACCGGCUAUUCCCUUCGGAUGCGGACUGGGAAACCUGUAGGAAAUUCUCCCGCCUCCCUACGAAGCCACCAUGAAUUCAGUGGCUGGAAAUAAGGAGAGGAUUGCGGUCACGGCUCGGAGCAGAAAAUACGGGGUGACCGACCCCUGCUCCCCCACCAAGCCCGCCGCUCCCUUCUCCCCCGAGAGCUGGUACAGGAAGGCAUAUGAGGAGUCCCGGGCGGGCGGUCGCCCGGCGCCGGAGGGAGCCGGCUCUGCCCUGGGCUCCUCCGGCACCCCGUCCCCAGGCUCCGGCACGUCCUCGCCGGGCUCCUUCACCGGCUCGCCGGGACCUGCCUCGCCCGGCAUCGGCACCAGCUCCCCUGGCUCGCUGGGCGGCUCUCCGGGCUUCGGCACCGGCUCUCCGGGCUCCGGCAGCGGCGGCGGCUCCUCGCCGGGCUCGGACCGCGGCGUCUGGUGCGAGCACUGCAACGCCCGCCUGGCGGAGCUGAAGAGGCAGGCGCUGAAGCUCUUCAUCCCCGGGCCCGUCAGCAGCAAGGACCCGGGUUUCUCUUCAGUGAUUCACGAGAAGCUCCAAGUUCCCAAUACCAUUCGUAAGGCAUGGAACGAGAAGGACAACAGAUGUGAUGUUUGUGCCACACACCUGAACCAGUUGAAGCAAGAGGCCAUUCAGAUGGUGCUGACCUUGGAGCAAGCUGCCAACUCAGAACAUUACGAUGCCUCGCCAAGCUCUCCCCCACCUCUCUCCAAUAUCCCCACGUUAGUGAGUCCCCGGCACAUGGGCAGCCUGCAGCCCAGGGACUGGGCAUACAUGCCUUCUCCUUAUGCUACAUCUAACUACACAGGCUUUGUCGCCAACAAACACGGUGGAAAACCCAACAGUUUAGGAAUCGGCAACGGGGUGGAGAAAAAAAAUGGCUCUCCUGGACACCAAGCCAAGGUCAGCUUUCAAAUGGCCACCAGCCCCAGCAACGGUAAUGUUCUCAACUCUGUGGCCAUCCAGGCCCAUCAGUACCUUGACGGCUCCUGGUCUUUGUCAAGAACGAAUGGAGUCACUCUAUAUCCCUACCAAAUAUCUCAGCUUAUGACAGAGACUAGUCGAGAGGGCCUGACUGAAGCAGCAUUGAACCGCUACAAUGCAGAUAAACCCUCCCUGUACAGCUUCCCUGCUUCCCAGAGCACGUAUGUUGCCAGUGAAGUAUCCACGGGCACCUCAGUGGCAGCAUCAUUUUUUGCCAGAGCUGCUCAGAAAUUGAACCUGUCUUCCAAAAAGAAGAAGCACAGGCCUUCUGCAUCAUCUGUUCCUGAAUCUCCUCUCUUCUCUACCUGCUUCAGCAGUAUUCUUCAGACUUCCCCACCACCUGCACCACCAUGUUUGUUGAGGGCAGUCAGCAAAGUGAAAGACACCCCUGGUUUGGGCAAGGUCAAAGUUAUGGUGCGCAUUUCUUCCACGCUUGCCAGAGACACCUCUGAAUCCAGCUCUUUCUUAAAAGUUGACCCUCGUAAGAAGCAAAUCACACUCUAUGACCCACUGGCCUGCGGAGGUCAGAAUGCUUUCCAGAAAAGGGGAAAUCAGGUUCCACCCAAGAUGUUUGCUUUUGAUGCGGUUUUCCCCCAAGAUGCUUCACAGGCUGAAGUAUGUGCUGGGACUGUGGCUGAGGUGAUCCAGUCUGUGGUCAAUGGGGCAGACGGCUGCGUGUUCUGCUUUGGUCAUUCCAAGCUUGGGAAGUCAUACACCAUGAUUGGGAAGGAUGAUUCCAUGCAAAACCUUGGCAUAAUUCCUUGUGCCAUCUCAUGGCUCUUCAAGUUGAUUAACGAGCGGAAAGAGAAGACAGGAGCCCGCUUCUCAGUCCGAAUUUCUGCAGUGGAAGUGUGGGGGAAAGAAGAAAAUCUGAGAGACCUGUUGUCAGAAGUGGCUACAGGCAGCCUGCAAGAUGGCCAGUCCCCAGGUGUCUACCUUUGUGAAGAUCCCAUUUGUGGCAUGCAGCUUCAGAAUCAGAGUGAGCUUCGUGCCCCUACAGCAGAGAAGGCUGCCUUCUUCCUGGAUGCUGCCAUCGCCUCACGCCGCAGCAGCCAGCGGGACUGUGAUGAGGAGGAUCAUCGCAACUCCCACAUGCUCUUCACUCUGCACAUCUACCAGUACCGCAUGGAGAAGAGCGGCAAAGGCGGAAUGUCUGGAGGUCGCAGCCGCUUGCACCUUAUUGACCUGGGCAGCUGUGUGAAAGUACUCGGCAAAAACCGUGAGGGAAGCUCUGGCCUCUGCCUCUCGUUGCCAGCACUGGGCAAUGUCAUCCUUGCCCUUGUCAAUGGAAGCAAACACAUCCCGUACAAAGACAGCAAGCUCACCAUGUUGCUUCGAGAGUCCUUGGGGAAUAUGAACUGCCGCACCACAAUGAUAGCUCACAUUUCAGCUGCUGCAGGGAACUAUGCUGAGACACUGUCCACCAUCCAGAUUGCAUCACGGGUCCUCAGGAUGAAGAAAAAGAAAACUAAGUACACAUCGAGUUCUUCUGGAGGAGAGAGUUCUUGUGAGGAGGGCAGGAUGCGGAGGCCAACCCAGCUGAGACCUUUCCAUUCUAGAAACACUGUUGACCCAGACUUUCCUAUUUUGCAUUUAUCAAGUGAUCCUGAUUAUUCAUCCAGCAGUGAGCAGUCAUGUGAUACGGUGAUUUACGUUGGUCCCAAUGGCACUGCCCUUUCUGAUAAGGAACUGACAGAUAACGAGGGUCCCCCUGACUUUGUUCCCAUAGUUCCUGCUCUGCAAAAGACCAAAAAUGAGGGCAGGUUGGAGGAAGUUAGUGAAUCAGGGCCCAGCACAUCUGAAAGAGACUGCCUGAAGUGCAACACCUUUGCAGAGCUCCAGGAGAGGCUGGAUUGCAUAGAUGGCAGUGAAGAGACUGACAAAUUUCCCUUUGAAGAGAUGCCUGCUCAAUUUAGCUCAGACCAGAUGUCUAAGUGCUCUGUCUCAAGCCAGCUGGCAGAACUUAGCCACUUACCAGAGUCAGAUAAGGAAGAUACGAUGCCAGAAUGUCAGCAUCCUGAUAGAGAAGCCAAGGAAAAUAUAAAUGCAACACCCAGUAAAACUAAGAGAAAUCACUCCCCUGUUCCUUCUGGAGCUCUUACUAAUCUUUCAACUCCUUCUUCUCCCAGGAGUGUAACAGGCAGCUCUAGUAAAGAGCUUAGCUCUUGUCAGUUAGCACACAGCACCAGCUUGCAGAGUAGCAGAGAAGGGCUCAACACUUGUGGAUUCAUGGAAGGCAAACCUCGGCCAAUGGGUUCACCCCGGCUUGGGAUUGCAAGCCUCUCAAAGACGUCUGAGUACAAGCCACCAACUUCUCCUUCCCAGAGAUGCAAGGUCUAUACACAGAAAGGAGUCCUGCCCAGCUCCACUCCCCCACCAGCUGCCCUGAGUAAGGAUGCUGGGAUGACAUCUAGUGAAUCUUUAUUACAACCAGAAAUUCGGACCCCACCUGUAGGCAUGAGCCCUCAGAUUGUGAAGAAGUCGGUGUCCUCCAGCAAUGGGGAUUUUGAAGAGACUGUUCUCAAUGAAGAUCAGCAACAAAGCAUGUCUCCAGAAUCCAAGAAGGAGAUUCUGAGCACCACCAUGGUGACCGUUCAGCAACCUUUGGAGCUGAAUGGAGAGGACGAGCUGGUGUUCACCCUUGUAGAAGAGCUAACCAUUAGUGGGGUCCUCGACAAUGGGCGCCCGACCAGUAUCAUCAGUUUUAACAGUGACUGCUCAGUGCAGGCUUUGGCCUCUGGGUCUAGACCAGUCAGUAUUAUCAGCAGCAUAUCUGAAGAUCUUGAAUGUUACUCCAGUGCAGCUCCUGUGUCUGAAGUCAGCAUCACACAGUUCCUUCCACUUCCAAAGUUGAGUCUGGAUGACAAAUCCCAAGAUGAUGGCAGCAGGCGCUCAUCCAUCAGCUCGUGGUUGAGCGAAAUGAGCACAGGAAGUGAUGGUGAACAGUCGUGCCAUAGUUUCAUAGCCCAGGCAUGCUAUGGGCAUGGGGAAGCUAUGGCAGAACCCCCUGUCUCCGAGUUUGCAAGCACCAUACAAAGUGCCAGCAUGAUUUGUGUAAGUGACAAACAGAAGUCAGUGGCUGACAACAUGCUUAUACUGUCGGAAAUAGGGGAGGAAGCUUUCGGCAAAGUGUCACCCAUCAAAGGCUGUAAAAUAUCAGCUCUAGGGAAAACUACUGUCACAAUCAAAAACACCGCAAGCCUUAGCAACUGUGAAGGCUACAUCCCAAUGAAGACAAACAUUACUGUGUACCCAUGUAUUGCUGUUAAUCCCUUCAAAACACAAGACACUGAUGAUACUGUACCGACAGUAACUGCAGACCCAAAGGUUGCUCAUUCCCACGACAGGAAAGAGUCUAGUGCUAGGAAGGAUAUCAAAUUUGAAGACCCUUGGCUGAAGAGAGAAGAAGAUGUUAAAAAGGACAGCCCUGGGAGCAGUGAUGGGCCAAGGCCUGACAUGGCUGUGGUUUCAGCCAAGCCUGAGCACAGCACAAAGCAGUCCUCCUCAGAUAGGUUUAGCACCAGCAGUGGAGACACUUCUAUUUCCCCAGGAUCUGACAGUCUAAAAAGGAUUGUGGAUGGGUGUGAGGUGGCAGCAUCCAGCUCUGCAACCCAAAGUCCUGUUCAUUCCAGUGACGGCUUGAAGAAUUUUAGCCUCCCUCGAGGGGUCCCAAAGGCAAGCAAGGUGGAGGAGUCUGACAGUCAUCUCCAUCCUACAACCACUGACAGCAGCGGAGUCAGUUCUCCUGCCCUUCCCCUGUUUUCUAAGGCUAGUCUUGACAAGAAAAUGGUAUCUCCCAAACACUGCAUCCUCACUCGUCCCAAAGGGACCCCUCCUCUACCACCAGUGAGAAAGUCAAGCUUGGAUCAGAAGAACAGAGCCAGCCCCCAGCAUAGUGCAGCCAGCAGCACCACAAGCAGUCCCUCGAACCAGCCUGUGUCCUUCCUGGCCAGUUUCCCCGAGGAGCUGAAUGCCAAACAAAAGGGCCCUGGCGUUGACAGCAGCGUCAGCAACAGCAGCAGCAAGCUCUUCAGUGCCAAACUGGAGCAACUUGCCAGCAGGACCAACUCCCUUGGGAGGUCCACAGGAAGCCACUAUGAGUGUUUGUCACUGGAAAGAGCAGAAAGCCUGUCCUCUGUGAGUUCCAAGAUGAGCCCUGGCAGAGACACCACAAUGCCUAGGGCUGGAAGGAGCCUCAGCCGCAGUGCCAUGUCCUCACCCACCAACUCCGGCCUCUCCCAGUCAGCAGGUGCCUCCCCAAAAGCCAGCCAGUCAAAGAUCUCUGCAGUCAGCAAGCUCCUGCUGGCAAGUCCCAAGGCCCGCAGCCUGUCUGCCUCUGCCACCAAAACACUCAGCUUCUCCACCAAGUCUCUGCCUCAGUCCGUAGGGCAGAGCUCCAGUUUGCCCCCAAGUGGGAAGAACAUGUCUUGGUCAAUGCAGUCCCUCAGCAGAAGCCGGGGCUCCAGCCUUGCUUCCAAAUUGCCUCUUCGGGCUGUCAACGGGCGGAUUUCAGAGCUGCUUCAGGGAAGCGCCAGUGCCAGAGGCUUACAGCUGCAGGGAAACUCAGAGGCAGAUGAGCGUGGGGGCCUUCCUGGAGAUGAGAAGCCAGCUGUUCACAUGCUACCUUCACCUUACAGCAAGAUCACCCCUCCUCGGAAACCUCACCGCUGCAGCAGUGGCCAUGGGAGCGACAACAGCAGUGUCCUGAGUGGGGAGCUGCCCCCUGCCAUGGGGAAAACAGCCCUCUUCUACCACAGUGGGGGUAGCAGCGGCUAUGAGAGCAUGAUGAGGGACAGCGAGGCGACAGGGAGUGCCUCUUCAGCGCAAGACUCCAUGAGUGAGAACAGUAGCUCUGCAAGCGGCAGGUGCCGAAGUCUCAAAAAUCCAAAGAAACGAUCAAACGCAGGUUCACAGAGACGGAGGCUUAUUCCAGCUUUAUCACUGGACACCGCUUCCCCAGCAAGGAAGCCUGCCAACAGCCCUGGGGUCCGCUGGGUGGAUGGGCCACUGAGAAGUGGGCAGAGGGGCCUGGGGGAGCCCUUUGAGAUCAAAGUCUAUGAGAUAGAUGACGUGGAGAGGCUCCAACGACGGCGAGGUGGGGACAGCAAGGAGGUGAUAUGUUUCAAUGCCAAGCUGAAAAUCCUGGAGCAUCGCCAGCAGAGAAUCGCUGAGGUCAAGGCCAAGUACGAGUGGUUAAUGAGAGAACUGGAGGUGACAAAACAGUACCUGAUGCUGGAUCCUAAUAAAUGGCUUAGUGAAUUUGAUCUGGAGCAGGUAUUUGAGCUGGAUUCUCUGGAAUACCUGGAGGCCCUGGAAUGUGUGACUGAGCGUUUGGAAAACCGUGUCAACUUCUGCAAGGCCCAUCUUAUGAUGAUCACCUGUUUUGACAUCACCUCUAGACGCCGAUAAAGUAUGAACCUCAAGAGAAUUUCAAUGCACAUCUCUACCAUCCUCCUUUUCCCUUCCAAGUAGCAUCCCAAAGAUAAAAGAAUGAGGAUGAAGGUUGGAGUCAAGUCUCAACUGUGUGUAUGAGAGAUUUGCUAUACUAUACAGAGGUCUGGUAUUAAAAAAAAACAAAACAGGACAAGCAUGAAAAAUGGAGAUAUAAGGUUGUUGAUUCUCUUAGCCUAAAAGAGCACUUUGAGGAACCUUUAAGGACAUGUCUGUAAAUAGGAACUGCUGGCAGAAAACACUUCUUUCCCUGCAUUAGCUGAGGAAGGAGAAAAGGUGGUUGUAGGACUUCCACUGAGAGGUUCAUUAAAAGAAAACCUAUCCAGAAAAACUGUUUAAGUGCCUUGCAAAUCUUUAUUAUCCAAACAUUUAUGUUCAUACUUUAUUGUGUACAGAUGGUGCUAGUCAAGAAAAGAAAAAGGAAAAAAAAACAAAUACACUUUUGAAAUGUAUUUACAGCUUGUUUUUCUCUUGGUGUUUUCUCCUAUUUCAGACUUGCUGUUUCUAAGUAACUUGUGUUUGUAGAGAUAUUUCCUAAUCAGUACAACAUAUGAAUAAAUGUUAACUGUCUUUUCUUGUUACCAGAGUAAGGCCACUCAAAGAGAAAUUCAGCUUUCCCAGAUGACACAAAACUAUUUCUAGCAGAGAGUAAGAUUUGCUUAUGUCUUCUGUACUCUCUUAUAUACUGGAGAACACAGUAAUUUUACCAGUCUGUAGGUUUUGCAAUGUAUGAGAGAGGAGAAAUGACAUUACCGUGAAGUAAAUAUCUUUUCAGUUUGAUCCAACCCUCCCCACUUGUUUUCUUUUUUCAUAUUUUUUUUUGCUUUGUACUGCCUGAAGUUAUGAAUGAGGAGGUACUUUUAUCCUAACCCCUUUUUUUGGUGCUAAUAACUUGCUGAAAAAUUACCCUUUAGGCUAAGUGUUCCCACAGUUAUCAGUCAAAAAACGAGUGAUUAUUCUGUGAUUUCUUUCUUCAGGCUCUGAUAAAAUUUACCUUCACCUCUUUAUGACAUACACCACUGCAAAACAUGUUUUGGCAGCUUUCGACCCUUGGCCCAGUGUGUCGAUAGUCACAGACAUAUCUCAGAAGCACAGACUCUACUUAGUUUAGUACAUCUGGAAAUAAAGUAAAUGAGUAGAUACAGCACUUCAAGUAUGUUGGCUAUGGCAUCUUCUUCACUAAGCCUCCAGUAUGUGAAGCCAUGGCAGAAUUCACAUUGACGUCAAAAGGACAAGGCCCGGUGCCUCAAUGCACAUCCAAAUGUUUUACUAGUUUGCCUCUUUAUCUACAAAAGAGUGUGUGGGAAGGAAAACUCUUUGUGUUUUAUAAACAAAUGUGCAAAAUCUGCAUUUUAACGACAGGAGCAUGAAGAAGUAUUUUGUUGAAUUAGGUUUCUUAUUCCUCUGUGUUGAAAUAAGCACAUGCACAAGAAUUCCUCUUUCACAUACGUUUGUGCUACCCUCCUGUUGCCUAUGAGGAAAUAAGAGCCUCAUUUAAUAUAUACUCAAAAGGCAUCAACUACUGUACUUAUGUACAACUUUUCUUUUAUCUGCAACAUCAUAUCAAUGUCAUCUUAAAAUACCCCAAGCAACAUGUUCCAAUGGAAAAAUAAUACUGAUAGAUUUUCUAGUGGUUAGGCAAAAAAGAAGCUUUUUUUUAAAAAUAGAAAUAACAUUUUUAUAGUCUUAUUUUCAUUUGGUAAUAACAACUCUUAUUAAUUCUAUUUCCCUUGUCACUGGAUUUUGUAGAAGAUUCUUCUUACAAUCUACAAGAUUAUUUGGAGGGGAAAAAGGGUCCUAUAUGAAAGUCAGUUUUUACUCUGUUCCACAUCAAUUUCCUAUCAUGAAACUUUUAUUCCAAGUAAGAAUUAAAGACAAAUACCCUUCUCUCUCAAGGAAAAAAACCACCACCACCACUAAAAACUCAAACCAAAACCAAACCAAAACAAAAAACCGCAGCUGCAGAGAGCCAAGGAAAUUGCCCUUACACACAGUCUGGGACUUAAACAGGAGUGGUGAUGUUUCUAUAGAUCAAGUGGACACAUUUCAGAGGUAUUGUAAAAUAUCUAGUGAAUGUAAUAUUCCUCACCAUCAUUAACUUAAUUAUUCAUUUACUCUAGAUUUGGUACUUCUGUAGAUUGGGAAGCAUAGAAAGCAGUGUGUCUACCUAGCCAUUACUUUAAACAGUAAGGGCAUGUGUUCACCCUGUUUACCACGAUUGACCAAAAUCGAUUCCUGAAACCAAAUUGAUUAUGCCAAGGAUAAAUUUUGCACACUGAAAAUUAUGUACUAAUUGGUAGAAUCAUAGUACUUACAAAUAUUUUAUUUCUGAGGACCUAAUUAAAGUGGCCAUUAACACUCUCUUUAUAUACCAGUAUUCAUAUCCUAAAAUCCAUACUCAUCUUCUUUUUCUUGACUUUCUGUCAUUGUAAUUCAGAAUUUGCCACUAUGUUUUUAAGAAUUGUGAUGGCUUAAUGGAAAAAAGAGGAAUGAAAAAUAUGCGGAGAUUUGAAAACUAUAAAAUGUUUCUUCUCAAAAAAUAGCUUUUUACUUCAGAACUUAUAUUAUUUCAAAUAUCUGCGAAACAGGUAAUUAAAAGCACCAGGACCUUAUUAUUGCAAUUGAUCUUAGUCUGCAGUAGUCAGCAUUUUACAGAAGACCCAUACGCUUCUGCAAGUCAUCCAGAUAGUCCCAUUAUUUAAGGAAUUGCCAGCAUAAUGCUGGUUUUUAUGCUGAUUUUUUUAAAAGGCAUCAUGUUGCCUAAGAUACACAAGGAACACCAUGAAUGUAAUGCUUAAUCGUUUGCACAUUCAGAAAUCAAUCUUCUUUCCCUGGGACAGCUUUAGUAGUGAACAGCAGUGUUAAUGUAAUUAGGUUUGAAGGUUAAUUCUUUGUUUGCAUGUGUGACAGGAGAUCACAGCUCCUCAUUGCUGGGUUGUGUGACAGCUGCAGAACAGCAUUACUGCUCCGUAUCCCCACCACUGUUCUCCAGCACAGGCAGCUGUGGGGCAGCUUGGGGCUUGUUCUGGGAACUGCUCAUCUUUGCACAUGUGAGCCUUAUUCAUACAAGGGACAGAAGUUGCUUUAUAGCCACAAAUUCAAGUGUAGCCUUAGAGUGGAGACUUUGGCUGCAGUCUGGAUUCACACAUCCUUCUGGUCGGUGUGAGCUCUUGCAGCAGGCAGAAAGCUCUGGGUCACACCCCUGCUGGCUGCAGGUGCUGGGUCACUUUGUGUCCCAGAGGGUAUGGGAGAGCCCUAAUUCCUGGUGCUGUUUGUCAUCAUGACACAAGUCUUUUCUUUAGCCAUGCAUGCCUUGUAUUUGCCUCAGACUGAUUCCUCAUCAAUUGGUUCAGAUCUAAGCAAUCUGAAGUAUACUUUACAGAGAGACAAGGAAGCAAACCAAUACUUGGGCUCUCCUUUCUUAGGUCUUUACUGGGCUUCUUCUCAUCUCAGCUGCACUGGUAAAACUUAGGCACAAUUGUGUUAAGAGUCAGGAGAGUCAUAGCAGAGUAACCUUCCAGUUGCAAGGAAAAGGAAAAUUCAUCCAUUUGCCUUUUUUUUUUGGUAUCUCCUCAUAUUGCAUAAGAGUCACACAGAGCUAUUACUGAACAUCUGCUGACUUUAGUCCAGUCUUGGAAGAUCCACUGCCAUAAAACCUAACUUCUGAAACUUGCAGGUACAUAAAACAGUAACUGGUAACCAGCAGUGGCAUGAUCCUCUGGCAUGAAGAAAGCUAAGUGAGAGCUGCAGAUAAUGUACAGAAAAGGAUGAAAGAUACAUGCUGCCAUUUUUCUCUUUUAUAUGGCAAUUAUAGAGGCUGAAAACUGGGAGUGAUGCUCACCAAGUCCCGUGCUUGCUCACAGGAUAGACUCAGUCCAUCUUAAAGUAUGAGAGGUUUAAAUUUUUUUUUUUUCAUUUAUCUCGAUAAUAUGGUAUGUCUUAAAAUGGGGGCUAUUAUCUGUGGCAUGGAAUCCAAAUGUGAUGACAGCUGAAGAACCUAGACUCUUUUACAAACAUCACCUUUUAUAAAUGUUUGUGAUUUUGUUUCAUCUUUUUUAUGAAUUAAAAAUAAUUGUAAAAACAAAGGGUAUGUACAUACAGAGAACUAUAUAUGCAAACAGUCUGAGACAGUCUCCACAUGCAUUAUUGUGGGGAGGUGGUACAGCUGUUCACAAAUGGCAACACCACUGCUUCCCCUUCCUCCUCCAAGGAGUGCCUACAAAAUCUUUCUCCUUGCACUCACCAGGAUGAAGGUGACUCAUGCCACACUAUAGGGAAAACUUAUGCUUAAAACACUUUUAAGGCCUGCUUUAAAAAGUCCUUUCUUCCCCACAUUCUUCAGCCUACAAAAGCAAAUUGCUGCAACCUCCCAUCUAGAGGCCUGUAAAAGUAUUCCGAAUGAACUACGUCUAUAUUUCAGGGUGUCGUGAAUUUAAGGCAAGAUAUUUUACAAUCUCAGCUGUUAAGUAUAACAAAUUCUGCAUAUGCAUGAGGAAUACAGCACAGUUACGUCAAGUGAGAACCUGGACUCUUGGUGGCCUAUGAGAUCAAGCUUUCUGUCUAGUCCUAGUAGCUUUAAAAUUAUAACUUGAAGCUUCUUCACUGAAGAAGGAAAUUCCAUUCUCAUAAAGCAGAGGCUGAACGACCCUCUGAUGCCAGUUCAUGGGAGGGUCGGUUGCACAGCAUCAGAGAUGCACCAAGUCUCUGCAGAGAUCAAAGCAUUGGUAUUGUUAAACACUGAUAGGAGUGGAUGAUGACCAUACAGAGAGGCACUUUUUCUCAAAUCCACGGAUGGGUGGCAUACCUUGCUUAAUCCUGAUGUCCUCAUGGUCUUUGAUUUGUUACUCCACAGGCUUUUGCAUUGGCAACACACAGCAGCUUUUUAAGACACAAGGCUGGACAUUGCUAGCUAUCGUGAUUUGAAACAGGUUUCCAAAUAACUAUAGCAAACAAAACUGUGAAUGAUUUGUUAGUGCAAAGUUAAUAAUCUCUCUCUCUCUCUUGCAUUUAUUGUGUGCUCAUCCCAGGGUUAUCAGAGCUUCCAUACCUGCUCUUGGGAAUAAUAAACCUUUUUAUUAUUGUCUUUAUCUUUUCUUCUUUCUCCUUCUCAAGCAACCUUUCAAAAAAAAAAAAAUCUCUUUUCCCUGAAAAUGUAGCACUCUUUUACUAAACCAGUUGAAGUCAGUAUGGAUUUUGCCACCAGCUUUAUAAACAGCAGUCUCGUGCUUGCUUAUGCAACAUUUUGAAGCUCACAAAGGGCGUGAUGAUUCUGCAAAGAAUGGAGGUGCUGAAAGUGAAAUAGUAGCAUUCAGAUAUAAUAUUUCAAACUACCUUCAAACGCUCCUGGACAGCAAAUAAAACACAACCCAAACCAUCUUACUUUGAGUGGUCGUACUUAAGUAUUGAGCAAACUUUAUAAUAAUGGUAAUAAAUUGGUGCUUGAGGCAGUUUCAGCUACAUUACAUAUUCUCUAUAUACUAUAGAUAUGGAUGUAUUCACCCUUUAUAUUGUAUGUGUAUGUGUGUGAGUAUUUACAUGUAGCACACAUACAUAUAUGUUUUAUGUAUGCAUAGAUACUAACUUUUCUACGUUUUACUUCUUUCCCUCCCAUAGCUGAAACUGCUGGUUACUAACAUCCACAUCAUAUUCUAUGUAUGAAGGAUAUAAUUUAUUUGUAAACUCAGGAUGGUCUUGUUUUAUAGAGUUGCUUGUAUUUUAUAAUUUAUUUACACAUGAUGGUUGGAAAUGCUUAUCUAAGUGCUAUGCAUUGAAGUGUAUGUUUGCUAAAUCCAUUUCACUCUGUCCGUGGCUAUGUUCUUUCUCAUUUUAACAGUGAUAUAAAAUAGGGCUAAGGAGGAGAGAAACUGAUAGAUAUAGAACUUAUGCUGGUCCCACCAGUGGGCAGUUCCAGAAGAGGAUGUAUCAGUAGUAGAUAUAUAUAUUUUAUCAACUAAAUUUUAUGGGGGAAAAAAAAGAACAGCAUGAGGAUAAGUUCAAAAUGUGGAAAGUCACAGCCAUUUUCAAGUUGGUCAACAAAUGCAUUGAGCCUUUUGCCAUUAAAAUUGUAAAGUUUAUUGUUUGCUGGCUAAAAAAUAUCCUUUUUGUGGUAUCUGAGGUGUGAAACAUUGUCAAAAAUAUGAUGUCUGGAAAAAAAAAAUCAAACUAUAGUGGCAUUAAAUGUUUACUUUUACCUUA
Messenger RNA from Myiozetetes cayanensis, 12842 nucleotides. It is a transcript of the gene KIF26B, whose product is annotated as kinesin family member 26B. The transcript is spliced from 15 exons. Gene Ontology annotation, biological process: microtubule-based movement. Bases 249 to 6605 code for a protein of 2118 amino acids. Gene Ontology annotation, molecular function: ATP binding; microtubule motor activity; microtubule binding. NCBI's taxonomy places the organism in Eukaryota, Metazoa, Chordata, Aves, Passeriformes, Tyrannidae. The record is from RefSeq and is a predicted model, not a curated record.